Molecule: messenger RNA, 2431 nt
Organism: Suncus etruscus (white-toothed pygmy shrew)
Lineage: Eukaryota; Metazoa; Chordata; Mammalia; Eulipotyphla; Soricidae
Gene: MMUT
Product: methylmalonyl-CoA mutase
Exons: 13
Coding region: 105-2357 (750 amino acids)
Cellular component (GO): mitochondrion
Molecular function (GO): cobalamin binding; metal ion binding; methylmalonyl-CoA mutase activity
Source: RefSeq, a predicted model, not a curated record
GUUGGGAACGCCGUCUUUCUGAAAGCCUCUUGCAUGACUCACGGGGGACCAGACAGGCUGGCCUACCUCUCCUUGUUCCUGUUGGGUGUUGUCCAUGUUCCAUCAUGUUGAGGGCUAAGACUCAGCUUUUAUUGCUUUCCCCUCAUUACCUGAAGUACUCAAAGAAGUCAUCAAGUUCCAGAUAUGUAUGGCAGCGGCUUCUACACCAGCAACAACCCCUUCACCCAGAAUGGGCUGCCCUCGCAAAAAAGCAGCUGAAAGGCAAAAACCCAGAAGACCUAAUAUGGCACACUCCAGAAGGGAUCUCUGUAAAACCUUUGUAUUCUAGUAGAGAUACCAAGGAAUUACCUGAAGAGCUUCCUGGAGUGAAGCCAUUCACACGUGGCCCAUAUCCAACCAUGUACACCUUCAGACCCUGGACAAUCCGCCAGUAUGCUGGUUUUAGUACUGUGGAAGAGAGCAAUAAGUUUUAUAAAGAUAAUAUUAAGGCUGGUCAGCAGGGAUUAUCUGUUGCCUUUGAUUUAGCAACACAUCGUGGCUAUGAUUCCGAUAACCCUCGAGUUCGUGGUGAUGUUGGGAUGGCUGGAGUUGCUAUUGACACUGUGGAAGAUACCAAAAUUCUCUUUGAUGGAAUUCCCUUAGAAAAAAUGUCUGUGUCUAUGACCAUGAAUGGAGCUGUUAUUCCAGUUCUUGCAACUUUUAUAGUAACUGGAGAAGAGCAAGGUGUACCUAAAGAAAAGCUUACGGGUACAAUCCAGAAUGACAUCCUAAAGGAGUUUAUGGUCAGAAAUACUUACAUUUUCCCUCCUGAACCAUCUAUGAAAAUUAUUGCUGACAUUUUCCAAUAUACAGCAAAGCACAUGCCAAAAUUUAAUUCAAUUUCGAUUAGUGGGUACCAUAUGCAGGAAGCAGGAGCUGAUGCUAUUCUGGAAUUGGCCUAUACUAUAGCAGAUGGAUUAGAAUACUGUAGAACUGGACUCCAGGCUGGUCUCUCCAUAGAUGAAUUUGCACCAAGAUUGUCCUUCUUCUGGGGAAUUGGAAUGAACUUUUAUAUGGAAAUAGCAAAAAUGAGAGCUGGGAGAAGACUCUGGGCCCAUCUGAUAGAGAAAAUGUUUCAUCCUAAGGACUCUAAAUCUCUUCUUCUGAGAGCACAUUGUCAGACAUCUGGCUGGUCACUUACUGAGCAGGAUCCUUAUAAUAACAUUAUUCGAACUACAGUUGAAGCCAUGGCAGCAGUGUUUGGAGGAACUCAGUCUUUGCACACAAAUUCUUUUGAUGAAGCUUUGGGUUUGCCCACUGUGAAAAGUGCUCGAAUUGCCAGGAACACACAAAUCAUCAUACAGGAGGAAUCUGGAAUUCCCAAAGUGGCUGAUCCUUGGGGAGGUUCCUAUAUGAUGGAGUCUCUCACAAAUGAUGUUUAUGAUGCUGCCUUGAAGCUCAUUAAUGAAAUUGAAGAGAUGGGUGGAAUGGCCAAAGCUGUAGCAGAGGGAAUACCAAAACUUCGAAUUGAAGAAUGUGCUGCCCGAAGACAAGCUAGAAUAGAUUCUGGUUCUGAAGUAAUUGUUGGGGUGAAUAAGUACCAAUUGGAUAAAGAAGAAUCUGUGGACGUUCUGGCAAUUGAUAAUACUUCAGUUCGUAAUAAGCAGAUUGAAAAACUUAAAAAGGUCAAAUCUAACAGGGACCAAGCUUUGGCAGAACAGUGCCUUGCUGCUCUGACUAAAUGUGCUGCUAGUGGAGAUGGAAAUAUUCUGGCUCUUGCAGUGGAUGCAGCACGUGCAAGAUGUACAGUUGGAGAAAUCACAGAUGCCAUGAAAAAGGUAUUUGGUGAGCAUAAAGCAAAUGAUCGGAUGGUGAGUGGAGCCUAUCGCCAAGAAUUUGGAGAGAGUAAAGAGAUAGCAUUUGCUAUCAACAGGGUUCAGAAAUUCAUGGAACGUGAAGGUCGCAGACCUCGUCUUCUUGUUGCAAAAAUGGGACAAGAUGGGCAUGACCGAGGAGCAAAAGUUAUUGCUACAGGAUUUGCUGAUAUUGGUUUUGAUGUUGACAUUGGUCCACUUUUUCAGACACCCCGUGAGGUGGCCCAACAGGCCGUGGAUGCUGAUGUCCAUGCUGUGGGUGUAAGCACAUUAGCUGCUGGUCACAAGACACUGGUUCCUGAACUCAUCAAGGAGCUCAGCUCCCUUGGACGACCAGAUAUUCUUGUCAUGUGUGGAGGGGUGAUACCACCACAGGAUUAUGAAUUUCUUUUUGAAGCUGGUGUUUCCAACGUAUUUGGUCCUGGGACUCGAAUUCCAAAGGCUGCUGUUCAAGUGCUUGAUGAUAUAGAGAAGUGUUUGGAAAGGAAGCAGCAAUCUAUGUAAAACUGUUUUCGUUCUACCCUUUUUGUAUUGGGAAAUUACCUAAUUCUAUAGUUCCUCUUAAAAAAUAUCACCAA